Umbelopsis ramanniana AG is the source of this 1282-nucleotide messenger RNA. RefSeq lists its product as uncharacterized. Gene Ontology annotation, biological process: 7-methylguanosine mRNA capping. Bases 15 to 1160 code for a protein of 381 amino acids. Gene Ontology annotation, cellular component: mRNA capping enzyme complex. The transcript is spliced from 8 exons. The record is from RefSeq and is a predicted model, not a curated record. Gene Ontology annotation, molecular function: mRNA guanylyltransferase activity; ATP binding. NCBI's taxonomy places the organism in Eukaryota, Fungi, Mucoromycota, Umbelopsidomycetes, Umbelopsidales, Umbelopsidaceae.
CGGCAUUGGUCCACAUGACUUCACCACAUAGUGGAGUACCUGAUAUACCAGGAAUACUUCAAUACGAACCUGCUCUCGGCCAUUUGAAGCAAUAUGUAGCGAAUUUAAUGCAAAUGCGAAGUUAUAGAUUUCCAGGAGCGCAGCCAGUGAGCUUCAGACAAGAUCAUCUUAGACAGUUAGAGAGGGAAGACUAUUUUGUAGCCGAAAAAUCAGACGGCGUUCGCUGUUUGGCACUGAUCACAGUGAACCGAGAAACGAAAGCACAAGAAGUGUAUUUGUUUGAUCGAAAGAGCAACUUCUUUUUAAUACCAAACCUCCGCUUUCCAAUACCUAAUGAUCCAUCCUUCCAAAAAUGCCAUACGGAUACAAUAAUAGAUGGCGAACUCGUUCUGGACAAAGAGCCAGAUGGACGGGUGCAACAACGAUUACUACUAUUCGACUGCUUGACCAUUGCUGGAAAAGUUCUUGUUGAACGCGAUUUGUCCAAAAGAUUAGGCUACCUGAAGAUGGAUAUUCUUCGACCUUAUCAGCAAAUGUUACAGAAACGACCUGAUAUAGCCUCAUCCCAACCGUUCAGCGUCGAAUUCAAAGAACAGCAAUUUUCUUAUCAUUUAGAGACGAUUUUCAACGAGAUCAUACCGAACUUGAAGCAUGGAAACGAUGGACUGAUAUUUACAUCUGUUAAUGGGCCCUACACUCUGGGAACAUGCGAAACAAUGCUCAAAUGGAAACCUGCAAAUGAAAAUUCGAUAGAUUUUAAAAUUAGUCUAGAUUUCCCUCCAAGUGGAACUAUCCCAGGCGUGGUCGACACAACAGCACGGCCACGCAUUGGACUUUGGGUAUGGAGGGGAGGAAGAGAUUACAUGCCCUUUGGUGAGAUGGGAGUUACCGACGAGGAAUGGUUUAGGGACUUUGCACCAUUAGGGAGAACCUUACAAGGUCGUAUUGUUGAAUGCAAUUACGAUAUCGAAGCACAACAACGUCUAAGGCUCAGCAGCCCCUGGCGAUUUAUGAGGUAUCGAACAGAUAAACCCGAUGCCAAUCACAAAUCCACCGUCGACAAGGUCCUAGAUAGUAUACGCGAUGGUAUCACGCAACAAGAGCUGGUUGACAGAGCUCCAUAUUUUCGUGAAGCAUGGAAUCAGCGUAAGCAUCAAUAAAAACCGCAAUACACAUGUUCUGAAUGAGGAGGGUACGGAAUUUAAAAAUUUUGGUCCACAUUCCCUUUGUGUCCGGGGAAAAGGUGUUCCACCUGAUCCUGGACUUCAUUUCCUCCGAAUGG